AUGGCUGCGCCCGGAACGGCCGCUCCACCGGGCAUGCAACAGAACAACAGCCAGCAGCCUGGUCGCCCCGGCGGCUUCCCGGCGAAUUUUCAACCGCCCCCGAACAUGCCGAAUAUCAACUUCUCCGCGCCCGUGAUUCGACUGGGCACCUCCGGCCCUGCGAUGCAUGCUGCUCCAGAAGGGGGCCGAGAGCGUGGUUCAGAUGGUCCGGGACGACGUGCGGGUCUCGGGUCUUCUAGUAUGGACAAUCAGCGCCACCAUGCUCGCGAUACGAUGAUGCAGCUUCAACCGCCUACCCGGGAUGAGAUCGUGCGUACACUGUUUGUCGGGGGUAUCACUGAGGGCGCGGGUGGUGAUGAUGGCAUUGAGCGGAUUCUCCGGUCUGCAGGCAAUCUGCGACGGUGGAUUCGGGCGACGGAUGCCGACGAGAAACCCUGCCGAUUUGGGUUUGCCGAAUUUGAAGAUCCCGAGAGUCUCGAGGUGGCUGUGGAAGUGCUGAAGGACGUCGAAGUUCCCGUGAAGCGCCAGGCGCCUCGUGACGAGGGCGAGGAAGAGCAGGAAGUGGAAAAGAGCACACUACUGGUGGUUGUGGACGAAAGCACCAUGACUUAUCUGGAGCAAUUUGAAGCCACUCGUGGCGAGCGGGACCCUAAAGAGCUUCAAGCUCGCUUUGAUGCGUCUCGCAACAACUUGAAGAGUGUUCUUUCAGACCUCUUCCACCCAGCUAGCCCGACCCAGAAGGAAGAAAUUUCAGCACUCGACCGGGAAGGCGAUAUUGACAUGACAAGAGGUGAAACUACGAAGGACGGAGAAGUGGUUACUAUUCCCAUCACCAUCGAAGACGAACUGGCCGAUAUCCCGCCGGAGAUGCGGGAGAACGUGGCUAAGGAGAUUGCGGCGUUCCGUGAUCGGAGUAACCGCCGAGAUAUUGAGCGUUUGAGGCGCGAGGAGGAGAUCGAGUCCAUGGAGCGCGCUCGCAACUCUGGCUCGCGUAUCACCCGGCUUUCCUCUCCCCCAGCCUCAGCCCCCAGUGGACCUGCUGGUGGUGCGAAUGGCAUCCCAUUGGGCCCUCGUGGUGAUCGUAGCAUGCCCAAUGCCCCGUCGGGUCCGAAGGGCUUCGGUGUUCAGAUCCCCAAGGACUACCAGAAAGGCGUGUCGUUUGUAAAUGGCGGGGCAAUUAAUGGAUCUCAAGUCUACAUCGAUCGUGAGGAUGAGGACACCGACGCAAGCGACGAGGAGCUCGAGCGUCGCCGCCAGGCAAAGCGUGAAGCCGAGCAAGAAAAGCAAUUCCUUGACCAGGAACGCCGCUGGCUCAACCGUGAGCGAAGCCGAACGGCUGCCUUGGAGCGCGAGAAGAAGAGAGACAAGGAGGAAGACGGGAAGUUGCAGGCCGCCCAUGACGAGAUGGAAGAGCGCCUCAAGGAAUGGAAUGACGAUGUCGAGGCCAGCCGCAAGGCAAGCGAGUACUAUGCGGACCGCGGCGCUUGGUUGCGGAGCCGCGCAGGGUUCCGCGCUCGCGAGGUCAGCAUGGAUGAGGCUGAUCGUGCCGCGGAGGAGCGCGAGCGGGCCCAAUCUGCCAAGCAGCAAGAGAAGGCUCGCGGCAUGGCCGAUGAUUUCCUUGCUCGCCAGGCGCAGGAACUGGAGACCCGCACUCCGGUCACCGCCCCUCAUGAGGAGCAGGAGCCCCAGCGGUUCACAUUGUCGCUCGGUGCCGCAGCCCAGAAGGCCCAGGCCGCCACCAACCGCCGCACCGUUGCCGAAGUGGAAGGCCUGCUGGAGGAUGAAGAAGAGCCGGCCGGCACGACCCGCCGCCAGCUCAUCCCGAUCAAGUUCGACUCUGCUGCCGAAGCCGCCGGUCUAUCGGACGAGGAUCGUGCUCAGGCUGCGCGCCAGCUGGCCGCGGAGAUCCCGGCCGACAAGGACGGUCUCUGGAAGUGGACGAUCAAGUGGGAGUUUGUGGACGAAGCCGUUAUCAGCGACCAGAUCAAGCCGUUCGUGGAAAAAAAGAUCGUCGAAUACCUGGGUGUGCAGGAGCAAAUGCUGGUGGAUGUGGUGGAGGAGCAUGUGCGAAAACAUGGUACUCCCCAAGAGCUGGUGGAGCAGCUGGAGAUGGCACUGGACGACGAGGCCGAGGUACUGGUCCGCAAGCUCUGGCGUAUGCUUAUCUUCUUCUCGGAGAGCGAGAAGCGCGGGCUGUCGGCAUAG
Molecule: messenger RNA, 2205 nt
Organism: Penicillium canariense
Lineage: Eukaryota; Fungi; Ascomycota; Eurotiomycetes; Eurotiales; Aspergillaceae
Exons: 3
Coding region: 1-2205 (734 amino acids)
Biological process (GO): mRNA processing
Cellular component (GO): spliceosomal complex
Molecular function (GO): mRNA binding
Source: RefSeq, a predicted model, not a curated record